AUGGCACCAUCAGGGGGGGGAGAGACACACACAAAUUUUGAGGAUGAGGAUUAUAUGUUAUAUUAAAAUCAGAUUAUAAAACAAUUUAAAAAAUUGAUGAAAAUAGACAUAACUAUUCUCCUGAUUCUCGUAUCAAUAACAAUUGAGGAACUGUAGGAGAUCAAGACAGGUUGUUAGACAGUACAGAAUCCAUGCUUGAAAAAAUGUGAAGAGGGCUAUCAACUGUGUGAAGAUCGGAAUAAUAGAAGAUGUGAGUACGGCUAUUUUAAAUUAAAUAUAGAGGAUGAGAACUACUGUGUGAGAUGUCCAUUUUCAUAUGUGGACGAAAUGAUGUACUUAUGUAUGGAUUGUCCAGAGAAUUCAGACACCUGGUAAAAUUCCAGAUCAUGCACAUAUAAUUAUGCCAUCACACAUGGAGAUGUAUUUGGGGCAUUUAGAAAGAUCGCAAUUACUGAAACUUAAAUUUUCAAAAUACGCCAAGUACCAUCCAAAACAGAAGGAGGGAGCAAUACCUAUUCAACUGAAUUAUGCUAGGGGUGUUAAGCAUUUUGUGAUUAGUCUGAUGCUGCAGAUGAAGAACUAGAAUGCAAUAUCCUGUCAGAUCAGGAUGAUGUUAUAUAUAUUGGAGUAAUAUGUUCCGAUGGCUAUUACUUUGACAACGACACCUGUAUGAUUUGUCCUUUUUAUAAUUGCAAAACUUGUGAUAGUCAGGAAUGCUCUGAAUGUUUUGAUGGAUAUACAAUGGAUCCCACUCAAAAAUGUAUCCCUUGUUUUGAAGGUUGUGCAAAAUGCGAAUAUUAAAAUGGAAUUCUGUGUUUAGAGUGCAUUCAAACGAAGGAUACUUAUCAGAUUAUGAUGUAGAAUGGAGCAAUCUGCUCCUCUUGUGAUGAUGGAUGCAUAAGAUGUUAAGUUGAGUAUGUGGAUGGAGUAGAAUAACAACGAUGCACUCAAUGUUAAGCUGAUUAUAUUGUACAAAAUGAAGGGUCGAGGUGUGAAUACAAAGAGAUCUUCGAUUGCGAAAUAGCUUACUUUGAAUAUUCUAAAGAUGGAGUGAAUAAAUUGUAGACAUAUAAUUUAGACUUUGAAAUUGUUAGAGACUACUCAGCCAAAUUAAAAUGUUAUAAAUGUCAAGAGGGCUAUAAACUAACAGGUGGAGAGGAUUGCAGUCCAUAUACUGACACCGAUCCCUUCUGUAGCACUCGUGAUUAAGAUAAAAAUCUAUGUUUAGAAUGCUAAGAUAACAAGGUACUUAAAUAUGACAAUGGAGGCACUUUAUCUAGUUCUUGUGUGCCAGACUAAGAUUGCAGUAAGAAAAUUGACUAUUGUGUGCAAUGCAUCUCAUACAUGGUUGAUUCGGUUGAGUUGUAUCAAUGUCUAAAAUGUCAAAAAGGGUAUUAUCCUGAUAUCUUCUCCAAUCUAUGUUUACAAUGCCAAUCCAGAUGUGAUGAAUGUUGGCAAUAUACUAAUACUUAUAACAUCACCGCCUAUCUACAAUUGCAACUAGCUGGAAUAGAUUAUGAAUAAUUUAAAUAAGACUUAGUACUCAUUCAAAUGGAAAAACUCAAUGAUCCCUUUUGUUCGAUUUGCCAAGUUGGAUUCAAUUUAUACAACAAUCAAUGCAAAGGUUGUACUGAUAGCUGUGUUCCUUAAAGAAUUUAAGAUGGAGACUCAGAAUGCUUGUACAUAGAUGAUACUGCUUAUUGUGCCAAGUGUCCUGUCCCCUCAUUAUAAUAAUCAUUGACUUUUGACAAUAGUGAAUGCAAUUAGUGUCCUUAUAAUUGCAUUGCUUGCAGAGAAAGGACAGAGCAGGAAAUCAAUUUAGUCAAUCCUUUUUUUGAUCCAGACUCAGAUCAAUUUCUAAAAUACAGUAAUUAUUGCUACAAAACAACUUAGCCACAAGCUGAUCAAAAGAUAUACAUUGACUCGUUCUUAGGAGUUCCCAUUACUUGUGCUAAUAAUCCAAACUACAAAGGAUGUUAUAAAAAACUAGAUACUACUUUCAAUGUCUAUUGUGGAGAUACUAAUGAUGUCCCAAAAGCAAAUGAAAUCAAAUUGAAAGAUGUAUAUAAAAAAUAGAAAACUAAGACUGUCACUUUAUUUCUCUAAGGAUUAGAGAAUGCCUAUAAGUAUAAUGAAUACAAUUAGCAAACUGUCAACUAAAUUGAUAUCCAUAUUAAUUUCAUUUCUGAUAAUCAUGGCACUUGUAACUUUGAUAAACCCAUUUAGAUCAAAUCAAGUUUUUAAAAGAACAUUUUUACUUUACAACAACUAUCAGUAAUAAUCAAUGGCUAGCAUUCGAUCUUUAAACAAGCUGGAAGACUAAUUCUUAAAGAUUAUUCUUAUGUAGAAAUUAAAAAUGUCAAUUUCAAAGAAAAAGCAUCUAGUGAAUUUGGAUUAGAGAUUUUAGGUAAGAAGACGAAGUUAACUAUUACAAACUGUAAAAUUGUUAAGGAUAAUCUUGCAAGCUCAUUUAAUAUAGUGUUAUAAAAUACUAUAUACCUCAAACUAUAGUAAGUUGAAUUUGAAAAUCUUAAAAAUGAAACGAUCAUCGAUUAAACAUCAACUGAUGAAUUUGAAGAAUAAGGGCAGUAUAUAUUUGAGGAUGUUCAUAUAAAAAAUAGUGAAAUAAAUGAUGUUCUUAUGACGGUUAAUUACAUAGGAGCUGAUAAUAUUUUAUUAAUCAAUUCACUAAAGUUCUCGAAUUCUAACAUUACUGAUACAGCUGUCUUUUCAGAUUUAAUAACAACUCCAAGUUAUAGUGCUAUUAUAAAUGAUCUUAAACUGAUCAAAUGUACAAUUACAAAUGCAAGCAUCUUUAAUUUUGCCUUAGUCAAAUCAUUCCAAGCAGAAAACAUAGAAAGUGUAUUGACUUUAUUCCAAAAAAGGUCUAAUUUCAUAAUAAGCACUACUUUCACAAUUGAAAAACUGUUUUGCUAUCGCUCUUUAUUUGCUAAUAACUCCUAACUCAUGAUUUCAAAUAAUCAAAUUUAUAACUCUGAUCAGAAAUCUAGCAUUCUAUAAUUCUCCUUCAAAUCAAUCAUGUUUAAAAACAACAUAUGUCAAAAUAUCAACUGUUUGAUGUUCAUUGCCACUCCUCUAAAUAAUUUUGGUAUACGUUCCAACAUUGAAAUUGAAUAAUUGACUAUCUCAGAAUUGCAAAUCCAAUCCAUAAGUUAAAUGAAUAUAGACCUCGUUACAUCAGCCUUGGUCAAUCUAUAAAGUGUUGGCGAUAUCACUAUUAAUGAAUUGACAAUUAAAAAUGCUCAAGGCAUUUCUAUUAUUUUUAUUGGUGAUUCAUAAUCAGUUGAGAUUACGAAUGCAUACUAUUUCCUGGAAAUGUCGAAUGAGAUUCUCUAUGAAUAUGAAGAAGAAUUAACAGAGAAUUUUGAGAUCGACCCUAAUCUAGCAAAUUAUAUUAUGGUAACCAGUCCAUACAAUAAUCUAUUGCCGAAUUCUCCUGAUUGUGCUAAUAGGAAACGAACUGCACAUUAGUUCAAUUCUUAUCUCAUUUACAUUGAAGGAUUUCAAGGAUCCAUUGUUAUGGAUAACAUUGAAGUCUUCAAUUUACUAUUCAUGGAUAGAUCUGCUAUAUUUAUUAAAUCUUAUGAAAACUUAUUAUAUAUGUAGAUGGAAACCAUUUUACUUUAGAAUUUGAAAUUCGAUAGCAACAGACUUGCAUCGACAUUAGAUGGGGAAAUGAUGAGUUUGAUCAUAAUUGAUUCAUAAUAAAAUCAAAACAUCACCAUACUCAAUGCCUAGUAUAAUCAGAAUCAUUUACACCAAAUAACCGAUUCAUAAACAACCCAAACCCCAGCACUUUUAUUAGUGAUCUCUCCGAACUCUAUCUUAAAUUUAUUGGAUUCAUAUUUCAAUUACAAUCGUAUCACAAAAUCAACUAAUGGUUUGAUGUGGAUAAAAGUAGAAUAAUUUAUUCUGUACAAUUGUUAGUUUUAAAAGACCAAUAUUUUGGAUCUGUAAUGGUUGGACUAUCUUGAAGAGCAGUAAUUGACAGCUAGUGACCCUGUUACAACUAUUCUCGAUCUAAAAUAAUAUUUUUACAUCGAAUCUAUGGGAUCUAACUUCUAUUUGAUAUCCACAUUCAUCUAUAUUGAGAACUUGUAAAUUACUGAAUCCUAUGGUUAAUCUGGUGCUGGAAUCUUCCUGGAAUUGUUAGAUGGAAUUGUCUUCAUAAUGCACUCGUAGUUUUAGAAUAUCUAAAGCAGUCUACAAAAAAUUGAUGAUACAGAAGGAGGAUGUUUAACAAUAAAUUCAGAAAGUUCUCAGAUGUAAUUGGAAUUAAAUUCUGUUUUCAUGACCAAUUGCACUGCAAGAAUCAGAGGAGGUUGUAUUCAUUUGUACCCAACCAAAUUCAAACAAAGCAUUUUAUUCCAAGACUCCCAAUUCUCACUUUGCCAAUCUUUGGGAUAUUCAUUUUUAAGUAAUCCCUACUUAGAAUCCACUGAUCAACCAGUAAUUGAGUUCUUGAACAUUUAUGUAGGUGAUAACAAUUACGAUAACUUUAUUCAAAAUAUACCUGAUCUUACCUUAUUAGAGUAAUUGCUAUUGACUAAGGAUUCUGGAAUCUAUUAUCAACACACAGGAUAAUUAAUAAUUCGAAAUUCAAUCUUUACUAAAUUGAAAUACUUAAGUAUCAUAAAGGCAGUUGGAAUGACUGAGAUAUCCAUAUCUCAAUGUGUAUUCACCAAAAACAUUCUCUUUUUGAUGCCUCUCUUGGAUCUCUAAAUGACUCCAACUGUCUCGAAUUCAAUAUAAGUAGUCGCGUCAGAAUUUGUUGACAAUUGGUCUACAGAUAUCAAUCCAAUUGUAAAUAAUUGUGAUGAAUUUAUUAGAGAAGGCCUGGAUUAAACCUUAACUCAAUAAACUUGUGAUUAAAUUAUGUACAUCAUUGACUUUUAGAAUUUUAUGAAUUAAGAUCAAAUAGCUUGGAAUAGUGAUCAAUAUUUGGAUAGUUAUUAGUAUCUAAAUGAGUAAGAUAAGUAUGAGUCUGUGUAUUCAUAUAAUUUUUAUUAUGCUUAAAGCAUCCAAGUUGUUCAAAGAUUCAAUUCAACCCUCAAUGACAAGUUAAUCAAUUGUAUCCUCUAGAAUAUGUUAAACUUGACUUUGGAAGCGGAUUCAGUGAUACCUACGUCUCUUAUUACUAUAAAAAGCUUGUUUAGCAAUUCCAAGUUGAAAUUCGAUGAAAUCAGUAUUAUCUAAAAUAGAUGUGUAAGAUGCUAUGGAGGCUUACUUCAAAUAUUGGGAGUAAAUGCUGGCAGCAAAUUGGUUCUGAAUCAUAUAAAUUGCAAAGACAACACAAUAGGUUAUUAUGGAUGCCUAUUAAUUUAAUAAUAAUAGAGUAUAAACCAAUUCGUACCAAACCAAAAUUUGAUGGAUUUGAAUGUUACCUAAUUUCCUAACAGGAUGUUGCAAUUAGGGAAAGACUGCACUGUCUCGAUAACUUAAUCAAUUUUUUCAUCAAAUAGAGCCAGGAUUGGGAGUGCCAUUAGUAUAUUAGGCUUGGAUGCAUUAGUCUAGAAUAGUAUCUUCUCGGAUAAUAGGGCAAGCCUUGCUGGAGCAGGUGUUUAUUAUAUGAACAUUGGUGGAGAUUUCGAAACUUCAUUAUAUGUCUACAAUUUAUCAUUCCAAAGCAACAAAGCAUAAGUCGGAGCUGCAUUCUACCUAGUUAAUAAGGAAUUAGCAGAUGUAAAAUCCUUGCUAAUUAAAUUUGAGUACAACUACGCAACAAUACAGGCAAACAAUAUACAAGAGAAUUCAAGAAGAUAAACUCUGUCAAUGAAUGAGGGUUCCUAUUAUUAGGUGCAGGUCUACUUGAAUCUAAGUGGAGAUUAGAAUCUUGAUGGAAAUGUCGACAGUGUGGAUUAGAUAAUAAGGGAAAAUGUUACUUUCGAUUAUCAUACCAUUGGCAACUACCCUGAAAAGACUAAUCUACUAAUCUUACCUUCAGGGUAGUCUAUUAACACAUAUGAAUACUAUUUCGAAGAAACACGAGAAUACAUUCCAUAUGAAUGGAUAUUUAGAGUGAUUAAUUUGAAUAGAUUUAAUGAGCCUGUAGUUAACAAUGAAGAUGGAGAUAAGUGCUUUAUUUUUGGUAGAAUAUAAAAAUUCUCGAAUUAUUCUGAAAAGUUAACUUUUACUAAUAACUACACAAUCCCCAAUGAAAUGCUCUAUAGCAAGAAUUUAAAAGGCUAUAGCUUAGACGAUAUGCAAUUAACCUUUGAUCCUUAUUUUGAUAAAGACUUUUAUUUGGAAUUGCAAAUUAAAUGUCAAAAGAUGGCUAUUCCAGUAUAUUCUAAUCCUCCAGAUUAUAAUAUAGUAGGAUAUAAUAAGGGCUAUGAAUUAAUAUUAAAUGUUAGAACAUUUCCCUGUUAAAUGGGAGAAGUCUACUAACUUGGUCGUUGCAUCCCAUGCAGUCCAAAAUUAAACUAAUAUUCUGUAACCAUAGGAGGUGUGCUAUGCUCAUAGUUUAAUUCUGAUUCUAUGGUUGCCAUAGAAAAAUCACAAAUUCAAUUGAAGGCAGGAUAUUGGAGACCUGAUUAUAAUAAUGAUGAAACCUUUUAUUGUGAAAACUUGGAUUCUAAUUGCAAUGGAGGGUGGGUUCCUGGUAAUCCUUCUUGUUAUACUGGACAUAUAGGAGCAUUGUGCGAAUCGUGUGACCUAUAUCAAAUAUACAAUGACGAAAGAUAUACUUAGACUUCACCCUAUAAAUGCGCUAGAUGUGAGCCAACUAUGAAAAUAAACUAUAUAGUUCUAGUGGCAACAUCAAUUACAUCCUUUGCCUUAAUGAUUAUAGCAGUAAAAGGCAGCUAUGAAUCAUCAAUGUAAUUCAUUAUUGAAGAAACUCUGGAUAUAUGGGGGAUAUUGUUAAAAAGCUCUUUGAGUAAUCUAGAUGUUUUGAUGAAAGUCCUUACAAAUUACUUUUAAAUAAUCUAGUUCAUUACUACAUUUUAGAUCUCCAUUCCUAGUGCAAUCAAAUAAACAACUGAGACUGGAGGCAACCCUACUGAAAGUACUACCUCAGCUAUGGAUUGUCUCUAUGUAACGAUGUCAGAUUUAGAUGUAUUAUACUUUCGAAUGGUUUGGGCAUUCAUCUAGCCAUCAAUAUAUUUGAUUAGUUUUUAUAUUAUCUAUUUCGUUGGAGUUGCUACCAAAAAGAUACCUUACAAAGUGAACAUUAUUACUACAGCCUUAAUUUAUUAGUUCCUCUAUUUAUAGCCCACAUAUGUUGAGGGAUUCAUGGUCUUAGCAUCCUUCAGAACCGUAAGUGGUUAUCAAUAUGUACAGAGAGAUGUUGCAUAUAGAUAUAACAGUUCCAUGCAUUAGUACUACCUCUCAAGAUUUAUCAUACCCAUGCUAAUAGUUUGGGUCAUGUUCUUACCUUUACUAUUCUUGUUUUUGGUCUACAAGAAUCGAGCCACUAUCCAAACCAAGUAAACAAAAUUAAUUUAUGGAUUCUUCUAUCUAGAAUACUAAUUAAACAGUUAUCUUUGGGAAUUUGUUAAAUUAUUCCAAAAGGAAUUCAUGGUCAUCAUUUUAGCAUAUUACGAAAGUCAAGUUACUGUUAAGGGAUUGUUAUUAGUUGUGGUAAUGUUUCUCUAUGGAUUCUACUAAAUUUAAAUAUCACCUUAUAGUAAUAAGAGACUAAAUAUGUUGGACAGGUAUUCAACUGUCAUUUUGUCAAUUUCACUAGCUAUGGGGGUUCUAAUGAAAUCAUGCUAAGAUUCAGAAUUUGACUAUUUAGUUAUUAUAGUGGCUAUUUUCAUAAUCUUAAUCAAUGUUCUAUUCUUAUUGUCGAUUAUUUAUUACAUUUUUGAAGGGUAUGUUAUUAAAUUGUCCCCCAUCCUCGAUAAAAUAAGGGAUGUACUUAAUGAGAAAUACCCAGAUUUAGGAAAAAGGUAUCCACAUCUAAGGCCCUACUUAUAUAAUAAAGCUUAAAUGACCAUCAGAGUGAAGGCAUUAUGGGCCACCUUACGAGAAGCUGUUAAAGACACCAAUGAAAUUUGUAAAGAACAUGGUGUUAAGUUUAAAAAGAUUUUCCCUCCUUAUGCAAAAGAAGAGGAAAAUCUGGUCAGUUUUGAGAAUAUCUCCAUUGAAAUUAAAUCAAACUAAGUUGAAGAUAAAUAACCUUUAAUAGUUUAAGAUUCCUCCUUUGUUCAAAACCAUUAAGAUAAUUCACAAAAUUUAGAUAAUUCACAAAAUUAACCAUCAAGUGCAAUAAGACUCUAAUUUAUCAAUAGUAAGGGAGUAGUAUAGCAAAGUUAAUUUUUCACUUCAUCAUUUAUGAUCAACGAGUCCUAAGAACCUAUAGCCAUGACAGGUUUAUGCAUAGAACAAUGGAUUGAUUAGACUUAGUAUGAAGGAUUAAUUGUUAAUGGUAAAAAGUAAGGGAAGGGACUCUUAAUUUGGCCAUUCUAAGAAAAUUAAAAGUAAUAAGAAUAAUAUGAAGGUGAAUUCUAUGAUAACCUUUUCGAAGGAUACGGCGUAUAUAAAUGGAGUGAUGGAAAGGUGUAUGAAGGAGGAUGGAAAGAAGGGAAAAGGCAUGGAUACGGAAAAUAUUAAGGAUUAAGCUAAUAGUAUGAAGGGGAGUUCUAAAAUGAUUUAUAUUAAGGAUAAGGAAUUUUGAGCAUAGGAAAUAAGAUAAUUACGGGAUCUUUUACUAAGGGUAAAAUGGAUGGAGAGAUGCAAAUUGUUAUAGGAAGAAAAAAGAAAAGGAGAGGAAUUUGGAAGGAAGGAGUGUUUGUGAAAUGGGUUGAUUGA
Molecule: messenger RNA, 8775 nt
Organism: Paramecium tetraurelia
Lineage: Eukaryota; Ciliophora; Oligohymenophorea; Peniculida; Parameciidae
Exons: 6
Source: RefSeq, a predicted model, not a curated record